Pristis pectinata (smalltooth sawfish) is the source of this 1908-nucleotide messenger RNA. RefSeq names its product CD79a molecule, immunoglobulin-associated alpha (gene cd79a). The record is from RefSeq and is a predicted model, not a curated record. Gene Ontology annotation, molecular function: transmembrane signaling receptor activity. Lineage: Eukaryota; Metazoa; Chordata; Chondrichthyes; Rhinopristiformes; Pristidae. Gene Ontology annotation, cellular component: B cell receptor complex; membrane; external side of plasma membrane. Gene Ontology annotation, biological process: B cell receptor signaling pathway; B cell differentiation. The transcript has 5 exons. The coding region runs from base 1 to 870 and encodes 289 amino acids.
AUGGUGUCUACGUGCUGGGCCCGGGACAGGUCGUCCAAUGUGUUAACUCCUGGGAGUUUGCAGCCAUUGAUUGGGCGUGACCUCGCUCCCUCUGUUCCGCUCCACCGGCCCAGAGCCGCUGAGGCGGUGAGAGACACCUGCUCGGCACUCCGCCCUCUCCGUGCGCCGAGAUCGGGUAAACAUCCUGCCAGCGCAGCGUCCCCAGGGGCUCUCAGCUCCCCUGCACGACCGCAUCGGUCUCAGUCAGCCCUUGCGCCCGUCUCCGAGAUGGAUCGCUCCUCUGCGCUGCGUCUCCUGUUGACCGCGGCCUUGCUUUCUGGCGUAGCGAUGGAGAUUCCACCACCUACAAUUCGGGCUGAGUUCGGGCAUAAAGCCACCUUGCCCUGUCACCUCGAAUCCAACGAGAACAUCAUUUGGGAAAAGAGGGCCUACAACAGUUCCGUCUGGAAAUUCAUCCCCUCGGAAGGCAGGCAGUUGACCUUGGAGAACGUAGAUUCGAGUGACCUCGGCAUCUACCGUUGUCGCAAUCUGAGCAACGACACCUCUUGUGAGAUUGGUCUACGUGUGUACAGGGUACCUUAUCUGAGACUCUUCAACCUCAAGGAGUCAGAGAAGAACGUCAUCUUAAUGGUGGAGGGGAUUCUCUUGCUGGCUUGCGUCGUCAUCCCUGGGACCAUCCUUCUGCGAGAGAAGUCUCAGAGGAGUCUGCGAGAGAGAAUUCAGCGCUAUAAAGAAGAAAACGAAAAUCUGUAUCAGGGCCUGAAUCAGGAGGAACAGGGGACAUAUGAGGACAUAACGCGGGGCCAGCAGAGCAUGUACCAGGACGUGGCCAACUACCGACGCAGUGGUAUCGAGCUGGAAAAGCCCUGAGCCCCAGGGAGAAGAACCCGCUGCUCGCACGAGGCAACCCCACCCCACUCACUAACCCUCUUUCGCCAACAAGGGGUGCUCUAUCCCCAUAGAUCAGUGACCGUUCUUGAUGGUCAAGAGUGUAGCAGGAGCUUUACCCUGUGUCUGACCCCGGGAGUGUGUGAUGGGACGGUGCGGAGGGAGCUUCACUCUGUGUCUCACCCCGGGAGAGUGUGACGGGACAGUGCGGAGGGAGCUUCACCCUGUGUCUGACCCCGGGAGUGUGUGAUGGGACGGUGCGGAGGGAGCUUCACUCUAUGUCUGACCCUGGGAUUGUGUGACGGGACGGUGUGGAGGGAGCUUCACUCUGUGUCUGACCCCGGGAGUGUGUGAUGGGACGGUGCGGAGGGAGCUUCACCCUGUGUCUGACCCCGGGAGUGUGUGAUGGGACGGUGCGGAGGGAACUUCAUCCUGUGUCUGACCCCAGGAGUGUGUGAUGGGACGGUGUGAAGGGAGCUUCACCCUGUGUCUGACCCCAGGAGUGUGUGACAGGAAGGUGCGGAUGGACCUUCACCCUGUGUCUGACCCGGGAGUGUGUGACAGGAAGGUGUGGAGGGAGCUUCACCCCGUGUCUAACUUCUCUCUUCCAACUGAUGAUUGAUAUAACCUUUAGUUGAGCCUUAUAAGUUCAAUCAGAGUCUUUCUUUCUCCACAGUCUUGGAAUUUCCAGCUCCAUCUCGUUGGUGCGGAGGCAGCCUCCCAUUUGAUACACACAGUGAUUCCUACCACAGUUGAACAUCAGACUUACAAUUGAGCCUCUUGUGUUCAACAGUGGGGCUCAGAGGAUCCCCAGUGCUGAGGGAUUUUAACACUUUGAGUUGUUUUGAUUGGGUCUGGGCAGGAGAGAGGCUGGGAGGGAAACAAGGUUCAACUUCCCAGGUCCUGGUGAGGCUGAUUAAGUCGAUGAGCUCCCCCUGCUGGCUUCCCUUCACUCUGUGCCCCCCCCCAACCCCACCCCCCACCUUCCACUGAACCAAUAAAUAGUGCUUGUUGCUCUGG